Molecule: messenger RNA, 3795 nt
Organism: Annulohypoxylon truncatum
Lineage: Eukaryota; Fungi; Ascomycota; Sordariomycetes; Xylariales; Hypoxylaceae
Product: antiviral helicase
Exons: 2
Coding region: 202-3489 (1095 amino acids)
Biological process (GO): maturation of 5.8S rRNA; RNA catabolic process
Cellular component (GO): nucleus
Molecular function (GO): RNA binding; RNA helicase activity; ATP binding
Source: RefSeq, a predicted model, not a curated record
CGAUCUCUUUGCAUCAGUGCUCCUUCAGCUCUGCGCGGAUUCCGGUUUAUUACUAAACUUUCACACCAACUCACAUUGGUCUGAAAUUCUUUCAAAAACAACACGUGGACGCGGAGGGGGAUACACGAACAAUUACGUUACUCGUUUUACUAAUUUCGUAAUUAUUCAAGGUCGGUAGAAUAGACUCGUCUGUCGCCGACAAUGGAUGAUCUUUUCGACGUCUUCGAGGACGAGCCUGCCAGCAAGGUCCAGUCCGAGCCUCAAUUAAUAUCGAGGCCAAACAGAUCGAAGAAGAAGGGCAAGAAGAGAAAGGCUGAUGGUGGAAUGAAAAAUGGAUCUACUACUGUCGCGUCCGCCCCUUCUGCACCGGAAGUCGACAUGGCAGACGUACAGCCUACGUCGCCCGAGGAAGACGGCGCUGAAGAGGCCGUGUCCGACAGUCACGGAGACAGCAAGCGCAGAAGGAAAGAUGGCGCGGCGGAACCGGUAUUGACAGAUACUUUCGAGACGGCGGAAUCCAGAGAAGUUGGCGCAGUAGCUGGUUUCGCCCCGACGAAAGACGAAGCGUCGCUAGUCCUGUCGCACAAUAUCCAGCAUCAAGUCGCACUUCCACCAGAUCUCGAUUAUGAAUAUGUUCCACUAUCCGAACACAAACCACCCGAGAACCCUGCGCGAACCUGGCCAUUCACGCUCGAUCCCUUCCAGCGCCUCUCCAUCUCCUCAAUUGAACGAGACGAAAGUGUUCUGGUGUCCGCGCAUACUAGUGCCGGAAAGACUGUCGUGGCCGAGUAUGCCAUCGCACACUGUCUCAAGAAGAACCAACGAGUCAUCUACACCAGUCCUAUCAAGGCAUUGAGCAACCAAAAGUACCGAGAAUUCAACGAGGCGUUCGGUGAUGUCGGCCUAAUGACCGGUGAUGUCACCAUAAAUCCUACUGCUAGUUGUCUCGUCAUGACGACCGAAAUUCUGCGAUCUAUGUUAUAUCGAGGAUCUGAGAUUAUGCGAGAGGUGGCCUGGGUGGUUUUCGACGAGAUCCACUACAUGCGAGACAAGUCGCGUGGUGUGGUAUGGGAAGAGACAAUUAUCCUACUGCCAGACAAGGUCCGAUACGUGUUUUUGUCUGCCACUAUCCCUAACGCCUUCCAAUUUGCCGAAUGGAUAGCGAAAAUCCAUCGACAGGCUUGCCAUGUCGUUUACACCGAUUUUAGGCCUACCCCUCUACAAAACUACUUCUUCCCAUCUGGUGGCACCGGCAUAUUCUUAGUUGUGGACGAGAAGGGUGUCUUCCGAGAGCACAACUUUAACAAGACUAUGCAGCUGGUUGAAGACCGCAAAGCGGCAGCCGAAGCUAACGAGGAGUCCAAGUCAAGGGGCAAAGGAAAGCACAAGAAGCCAUUCAAGGGAGGCAACAACGAUGCCGCCUCGGCCGACAUUCAGAAGAUUGUGAAGAUGAUUAUGAACAAAAACUUCAACCCAGUCAUCGUUUUCAACUUCAGCAAACGAGAGUGCGAGAUGAUGGCCUUGACAACGUCGAAGUUUGCAUUCAACGACGAGAGCGAGAAGGCUAUGGUGCGAAAAGUAUUCGUCAGCGCCAUUGAAUCUCUAUCGGAGGAGGAUCGUGAACUUCCCCAGAUCCAAAACAUUCUUCCGCUUUUGGAGAAGGGUAUUGGCGUCCAUCAUUCGGGUCUUCUACCAAUUCUCAAGGAAACGAUUGAGAUCCUGUUCCAGGAAGGUCUCAUCAAAGUUCUGUUUGCUACUGAGACAUUCUCUAUCGGUUUGAACAUGCCGGCAAAAACUGUUGUCUUUACGAAAGUCACCAAGUUCGACGGCAAGUCCGUCAGACCGUUGACUCCGUCCGAGUACAUCCAGAUGUCUGGACGUGCGGGUCGUAGAGGUCUCGAUGAACGUGGUAUAGUUAUCAUGAUGAUUGACGACAAGAUGGAGCCGGAAACUGCCAAGAAUAUCGUUGUCGGCCAACAGGAUCGCCUCAACUCUGCUUUCUAUCUAGGCUACAACAUGGUUCUAAAUCUACUUCGAAUCGAUGCUAUUAACCCCGAAUUCAUGUUAGAGAACUGCUUCUUCCAGUUCCAGAACACCGCUAGCGUUGCUGGCCUAGAGCACGAGUUGAUGAAGUUGCAGAAAGCACGAGAUGAAAUGGUCAUUCCUGAUGAGGCUACGAUCAAGGAUUAUUACGGUUUACGUCAGCAAAUCUCCCAGUAUACGAAAGAUAUGCUAGCAGUCAUUCAACAUCCGAAUUAUUGCAUCGACUACCUCCAACCUGGAAGGCUCGUGCAAAUCGCUCACCCCAAGACUGGCAAGGACUUUGGUUGGGGCGUCAUCGUGAACAUGACGAAGCGUAAAGAACCGAAGUUUGGUGAAAAGGAGUAUCCGCCACAAGAGUCGGUUUUCUUGGAUGUCUUCCUCCGCCUCGACCCGACUUGUGAUCCAUUUGGGCCUCCGAACCCCUCGACAGCUAUGCCAGAAGGGGCUCGGGCCAGCGAUCCUAACAAGGACUCCAUCUUCGAGGCCAUCCCUUGUAUGCUCACAUGCAUAAAGGCUCUUAGUCAGAUCCGGGUGUUUAUGCCAAAGGAGGUGAAGACUCGGGAGGACGUCGAGUCUGUUCGUAAGCAGCUGCUCAAGUCACUUAAGGAGGUUGAGCGUCGUUUCCCCGACGGCUUACCUGUUCUGGAUCCUAUUGAGAACAUGAACAUCACAGACGACUCGUUCAAGAAGCUACUCCGCAAGAUCGAGGUUCUCGAGUCACGACUGUUGGCUAACCCACUCCACGGUUCGCCUAUGUUGCCGGGACUCUGGGAGCAGUAUUCGGCGAAGAUUGCUCGGGCCGAAGAGAUCAAGGCUUUGAAGAAGAAGAUCGCCAAGGCCCAUUCUAUCGCGCAGCUAGAUGAACUCAAGUCGAGGAAACGAGUUCUCCGCCGUCUGGGCUUCAUCAACGAAUCUGAGGUUGUUCAGAUGAAGGCCCGUGUAGCUUGCGAAAUCUCCUCAACGGAAGGCCACGAAUUAUUAUUGUCUGAGUUACUAUUCAACCGAUUUUUCAACGAACUAACUCCGGAAAUAUGCGCCGCCGUUCUUAGCGUCUUCAUCUUCGAAGAGAAAGUCGAAGCGCAAGCCUUACCCGACGAGCUUAGCAAGCCGUAUGCGCAGGUGCAGGCUCAAGCCCGAAUCAUCGCCAAGGUCAGCCAGGAGAGUAAACUGGAUGUUAACGAGGAGGAAUACGCGCAAAGCUUGAAAUGGCAACUCAUGGAGACGGUGUAUGCGUGGGCGAACGGAAAAUCGUUUGCGGAAGUCUGCAAAAUGACCGAUGCGUACGAGGGUUCCUUGAUUCGUUUAUUCCGCCGACUCGAGGAACUACUUCGGCAAAUGGCGCAAGCAGGAAAAGUUAUGGGUAGCGAAGAACUGACGACGAAGUUCGAGGAAAGCUUAGCCAAGAUCCGUCGUGAUAUCGUGGCAGCCCAAUCGCUUUAUUUGUGAUUUUGCUUUACUACAUUUGACGGCACUAUUUCCAACCACCUUCGCGUUCUUAGCAUCUUACAGCUAGAGAAAUUACCUAGGUAAGUGGAUGGAUGAGGAUGACCGGCUACGCAAUUACCCGCGACUGUCAAUGACGUGGUGGUUUACCACCCGUUCAUUCGACUUCGAGAACGGGAACUAUGCGAAGGAGGCUUAAUGGGCCCGCAUUUCGUCACGGAGUUCAAGGAUGGGAUACCACUCUGUUUCGGGAUCGAUGACAGAAACCGGGCCUGACGGGUAGUGUUGUUUCUCUUUUGAGGAGCAACA